CCGCUCCUCCUCCUCUUCCUGGGCUCCUCCUCACCGGCAACAGCCCGCUGCGCGCUCUGCUCUUCCAGCUCUGCGGACCGCAGCAGCCAUGGCCGACAUCAAGACGGGUAUCUUCGCCAAGAACGUGCAGAAGCGACUCAACCGCGCGCAGGAAAAGGUCCUCCAGAAGCUGGGGAAAGCUGAUGAAACAAAAGACGAACAGUUUGAAGAGUAUGUCCAGAACUUCAAGCGGCAAGAGGCAGAGGGUACCAGACUUCAGCGAGAACUCCGAGGAUAUUUAGCAGCAAUCAAAGGCAUGCAGGAGGCCUCAAUGAAGCUCACCGAGUCACUACAUGAAGUCUACGAGCCAGAUUGGUAUGGACGGGAAGAUGUAAAGAUGGUUGGUGAGAAGUGUGAUGUGCUGUGGGAAGACUUCCAUCAAAAACUAGUGGAUGGGUCCCUGCUGACACUGGACACCUACCUGGGCCAAUUUCCUGACAUAAAGAAUCGCAUCGCUAAGCGCAGCAGGAAGCUCGUGGAUUAUGACAGUGCUCGCCAUCACUUGGAGGCUCUGCAGAGUUCCAAACGGAAGGAUGAGAGUCGGAUCUCUAAGGCAGAAGAGGAGUUUCAGAAAGCACAGAAAGUGUUUGAAGAGUUCAAUGUUGACUUACAAGAAGAAUUACCAUCAUUGUGGUCAAGACGAGUUGGCUUUUAUGUCAAUACUUUCAAAAAUGUCUCCAGCCUUGAGGCCAAGUUUCACAAGGAAAUCGCAGUGCUUUGCCACAAACUCUAUGAAGUGAUGACGAAGCUGGGUGAUCAGCACGCAGACAAGGCCUUCAGCAUUCAAGGAGCUCCCAGUGACUCGGGUCCUCUUCGCAUUGCAAAGACACCAUCGCCCCCAGAGGAGCCUUCACCCCUGCCCAGCCCAACAGCCAGUCCCAACCACACACUAGCGCCUGCAUCUCCUGCCCCAGUGCGACCCAGAUCACCUUCACAGACAAGGAAAGGGCCUCCUGUCCCACCUCUGCCUAAAGUCACCCCAACAAAGGAGCUGCAGCAGGAGAACAUCAUCAAUUUCUUUGAGGACAACUUUGUUCCAGAAAUCAAUGUGACAACACCUUCCCAGCAGAAUGAAGUCUUGGAGGUGAAGAAGGAGGAGACUUUGCUGGAUCUGGACUUUGACCCUUUCAAGCCUGACGUGACCCCUGCAGGUUCUGCUGCAGCGACCCACUCACCCAUGUCUCAGACAUUGCCUUGGGACUUAUGGACGACAAGCACUGAUUUGGUACAACCGACUGACUCUUCAAAAAGUCUUUCUAUGUGUAACCUGAUCAUAGAGGAAACUCCUGACACUGGUUUGGCUGAAGAGAUUCAAAGAUGUGAAACUGACAUAGGUGCAUUUAUCUGGGGCCCCCAUGCUAGGACAGACAGUGUCAUCCAGGAGAUGACCCCAAGUGGGUCUCGAGAAGACAUUGUCUGUCUCUCUGAAGCAGAGCGAGACAUGAGAUUAUCCACUGGGAUGCUGGCUUCUUCCGCUGACCAUUCUACUGUAGCUGACCAGGGAGAGGAUGCCCUGGGGCCAGCCCCUCCAGCUAGAAGUGAGCAGCUGUCCACAGAGCCUGAACCCCGGGCUGGAGUUUCUAUUCCUGCAUGCAUGGAGAUGGACCAGCCAUAUGCAUUACUUGACUCAGAGAUGCCAGACAUGGGAAAAGUUGACCUGCUCAAAGAAGGUCAUGAAGAAGCUAAAAUAUCAGAUGAAGAAAGUAAACAGAAACAGAAGGCUUCUGGAGAUUCGUUUAAUGGCUUCCCCCAGCCCCAGGACACUUCAUUAUUCACAGUGCAAACAGAUCAGAAUAUGGUAGGUGGCUUGGCUGAAGCUGAGCAGGCUCUAUCCAGAGAGCCCAAAGCAGAGGAGGCACCUGCCACCGCUGCUGUGCCUGCUGCCGGGCUGGACCUCGGACUAGAGAUGGAGGAGCCAAAGGAGGAGGCAGUGAUCCCUCCAGAAACUGAUGCCGAGGAGGCUGUGGGAGCUACAGUGCCAAGUGAGGGGGUUCCAGUGGAGAAAACAGAGGUGGAGAAAGCAGCCCUCCCUGCUGGAGAAGGAGAAAGUCCAGAGGGAGCCAAAACAGAUGCUGAAUGCACUGAGGGUGCGAGCAGCGAGAGCCUGCAACCAGCAGAGCCUGAAGGCGCUGCUCCUCAGGAGAAGGUCAUCCCUUCCGUUGUCAUCGAGCCAGCCUCCAACCACGAAGGCGAAGGAGAACACCACGAAGCCGCUAUGGGUACUGAAACGAGGGAGGCCACCGAGGACGCAGCUUCUCAGGGUCCAGGGGCUGAGAAGCAGGAACUGCCUACAGAGCCCACACCGCUGGAUUCUCAGGCUGCUCCAGCUGUGCCAGCAGAUGCUGUGGACUCAUCGCUGUCUGCAGGCGAUGCCGCUCAGGAGCUGCCUCCUGGCUUUCUCUACAAGGUGGAAACCCUGCACGAUUUCGAGGCAGCAAAUUCCGAUGAACUUAACCUGCAAAGGGGUGAUGUGGUGCUCGUGGUCCCCUCAGACUCAGAAGCUGACCAGGAUGCAGGAUGGCUGGUGGGGGUGAAGGAGUCAGACUGGCUUCAGUACCGAGACCUGGCCACUUACAAAGGCCUCUUUCCAGAGAACUUCACCCGGCGCCUGGAGUAGGGCGGCAGAUGGUGCAAAAGAGUCACGUGACUGGGCUUUUAACCCCCCCACGAAAUACGGAAGAGUUCACUUUUGCUACUACACUUUUAAUGAUUGACAGACUAGUGCUGGAUAAGACUUGGCAAGACCAAUCAAUAGAGCAUAUACGCAAAAACUGUAAGAGGAGGGGAAAUGGCAAAUUGAGGAGAGAGCCCUUAUUUUGUUCCCCGUGUUCAACAGAGGCUUGUUUGUGCUUUGUCUAACUGUGGACACUGGUACUUGAGUCCCCUCCCACCAAGUCUAAAGUACCUUCCUCCAGACCGGACAUUGACUUCUUUGCAUCAAGUGUGUGGUGUCGAGUGGCUGCCCUGCAGAUGUGAUGAAUUUCCCUGUAGUAAGGCAUCAUCUUACUCCCUUGCCCGAUGUGAGCACGUGCUCUCAUUCCCUUUCAAGUUUACCGUGUUUAAAACUAAACAGCUGCAAACAUUCUUUAACAGUCUUUUCCCAUCACCUCUAUACACAUAUGUAUGGACACACAGUCCCACACGCUGUUCCCAUGCCUGCUGGACCUAUGUGUAUGCAGAUGACUACAUAUACAUAGCUGAUUCUUCCCCUCUCCACUGUAGCUAUUUGCCUCUAAGUGUCAUUGAUACACGCAUUGCUCUUACUCCGUCUGGCAUUCCAGCUGCAGUUUUGCCUCAGUGCAAAACCACUCAUCCCAUUGCCAAAACAGUUGACAGUGUCUGUGUGUGUUGUGUGCAGUUUUCAGAGUGAUACAACAGAUAGCACGUCCAUGCUGCUGCCCCUUUGAAGAGAGCCCUGGCUGUGCAGCUGCCCAGCUACUAAGUUCAGAUAAACACAAGAUCUGGACCAGCAGCUAUGCAGUCCUCACUUCUGCCUUUAUGUGAUUGACUAGGUGAGGGGGGCGAAAGAACCUAUUUACAAAAGCUCCUCUAUUCCUCCACGUUAUAUUUAAGCAACUCAUCUUCACAGAUCAUUCUAAAAUGAGCGAAGUGAUAUAUGCUGUACCACAAACCAUCUGUAACAGUAAUGUUCUCAGUGCUGCGUCAUUCCGAAUAAACCUUUGGUAAUCUCCAAGUCACAUCGAUUCCUUUUCACG
Molecule: messenger RNA, 3755 nt
Organism: Acomys russatus (golden spiny mouse)
Lineage: Eukaryota; Metazoa; Chordata; Mammalia; Rodentia; Muridae
Gene: Amph
Product: amphiphysin
Exons: 22
Coding region: 89-2656 (855 amino acids)
Biological process (GO): synaptic vesicle endocytosis
Cellular component (GO): cytoplasm; synaptic vesicle; plasma membrane
Molecular function (GO): protein binding; phospholipid binding
Source: RefSeq, a predicted model, not a curated record